Vigna unguiculata (cowpea) is the source of this 1368-nucleotide messenger RNA. The record is from RefSeq and is a predicted model, not a curated record. Lineage: Eukaryota; Viridiplantae; Streptophyta; Magnoliopsida; Fabales; Fabaceae.
AUGAGUGAGGAUAAGAGCUUCGUGCAACCUGCCAUACCACGUUUCGAUGGUCAUUAUGACCAUUGGAGCAUGCUUAUGGAAAACCUUUUAAGAUCAAAGGGUUAUUGGCAUCUGGUGGAGUGUGGUUAUGACGUUGCAGAAGGAGUGGAGUUGACUGAGGUGCAACAAAAGGACUUGGAGGAUCUGAUUACGAAAGAUCUCAAAGUUAAGAACUAUUUGUUUCAAGCCAUUGAUAGAACAAUUCUUGAGCAAAUUCUGGAAAAACGCACAUCGAAGCAGAUAUGGGAUUCAAUGAAGAAAAAGUUUGCUGGAAAUGCUAGAGUAAAGCGUUCUCUUCUCCAAGCUCUGAGAAGAGACUUUGAAGUUCUGGAAAUGAAAGUGGGUGAAACCAUAACUGAAUAUUUUGCUCGUAUUAUGAAUGUAGCGACCAAGAUGCGGAGUAAUGGUGAAGAUAUGAAGGAAGUUACUAUUGUCGAAAAAAUCCUUAGAACCUUAACUGAGAAAUUCAAUUAUGUUGUUGUCUCAAUUGAGGAAUCUAAGGACAUUGACAAACUUACUAUUGAUGAACUACAAAGCUCUCUAGUUGUUCAUGAGCAAAAGUUUAUCAAAUCAAGCGGAGAAGAACAAGCAUUGACAGUGCGUUUAGAUAAUGUUGGCACAAGGGGAAGAGGAAGAGGAAGGCAAAUUUUCAAUCGAGCAACGAUUGAAUGUUUUAAAUGCCACAAGCUAGGUCACUACCAGUAUGAACGUCCUUCAUUGGACAAGGAAGUUAAUUAUGCAGAAUUUGACGAAGAAGAAGAAAUAUUGCUAAUGUCUCACGUUGGGCUUCCUCAACAUCAAACAAGCAAGGAAGAUGCUUGGUUUCUCGAUUCAGGAUGCUCAAAUCACAUGUGUGGAGAUAAAUCAAAUUUCAAUGAGAUUGAUGAAUCUUUUAGACAUGUAGUAAAGCUUGGAAACAACACCAAGAUGAACGUUUUUAGCAAAGGAAAUGUGAAGCUGAAUGUCAAUGGUGUCACUCAUGUGAUACAAGAUGUUUUUUACGUACCUGAGCUCAAGAAUAAUCUAUUGAGUAUUGGCCAGCUGCAAGAGAAAGGGUUACCCAUCAUGUUUAAGUUAGGAGGGUGCAAUAUAUAUCAUCCUCACAAAGGAUUAAUCUUACAAAUCAAGAUGACUCCAAACAGGAUGUUUAUAUUACCUGCAAGGAUUUCAAAAAAACGGAAAUAUGCUUCAACACCACAACACAAGAACUUCCUCAUUUGUGGCAUUGCAGAUACCUCAUCUCAGCCACCAAGGUUUACAAUUGCUUCAGAAAAGCGAGAUGGUUCAUGGCUUGCCUUUGCUGCCUACCUCUACAAUUAUGUGUACUGA